AUGGCUCCUAACUGGACACAUCUCAUCAGGUUUAUCAGCGAGGAGGACGGACAGAUCCAUCUAGGGGAAGUUGACGCCCAACAGUUCCCAGAUGUCGGACUUGCCACUUUGAAAGGAGAGAAGAUCACUGCCAAAUUGAUCCAAGGAUCAGUUUAUGAUGGUGUGGUGACAGAUAAGACCAUGCACGUUUCUCGGCUUCUCUCGCCUAUCGGGAUUGAGGAUGUGCCCAUCAUCCGCUGCCUGGGCCUCAACUACCGCGACCAUGCCAAAGAAGCCAAUAUGCCUAUCCCGGAUGUGCCAGUUCUCUUCAUAAAGCCUCGCACGGCGCUUAACGGCCCGUAUCCCGCCAAGAUCAUCGUGCCAAAAAUUGCGCAGGAUGGUUCCAGCGAUUAUGAGGCGGAGCUAUCCAUAAUCCUAUCUAAGACCGGCCGGGAUAUCCCCUUGGAACAGGCCAUGGACUAUGUCCUAGGAUAUACUUGCAGCAAUGACGUGAGUGCUCGCACUCAACAGUUCAAGAACAGCCAAUGGUCUUUCUCAAAAGGCCUCGACGGAUCUUGCCCACUUGGACCAACUCUGGUGUCGCCAUCAGCCAUUGGCAACCCGCAUAAGCUUGGGGUCAAGGCCACCCAUAACGGCAAUGUGGUACAAGAUACAAAUACUAGAGAAAUGAUCUUUGAUAUCGCGCACACAAUUGCUUUCCUCUCUCAAGGCACCACAUUGGAAAAGGGCACCGUUAUCAUGACCGGCACUGGUCCUGGUAUAGGAGCGAUGCGCAACCCAAAGGUGGUCCUCAACAAUGGCGAUGACAUGCGCGUAGAGAUUGAGGGAAUUGGCACUUUAAUUAAUGAAGUUUACUACGAGUGA
Fusarium keratoplasticum is the source of this 864-nucleotide messenger RNA. Its product is annotated as Fumarylacetoacetate hydrolase. The record is from RefSeq and is a predicted model, not a curated record. Gene Ontology annotation, molecular function: catalytic activity. Lineage: Eukaryota; Fungi; Ascomycota; Sordariomycetes; Hypocreales; Nectriaceae. The transcript has 4 exons. Bases 1 to 864 code for a protein of 287 amino acids.